AUGACGAAUACAACAGAUCCCAAUGGUCCAAUGCCCAUGGAGAUUGACCGCAUCAAGGGUGACGGCAAGAAAGGAAAGGGAAAGACCAAAGAUGGUAAAGGCAAAUCGAAGGGCAAAGAAGACCGACAGAAGGGAAAAGGCAAAGGUGGCAAGCCUGGUGGAAAAGAAGGCAAGGGUAAAGGAGGUGGCAAGGAGAACAAAGGUGGCAAAGGCAAAGCUACCAAUGAAGAUGAGGAUGCUAAAGAGGUAAUAGCCUUCUCGAAGUCCUAUGCGGGAAAGUUGGAGGAGGCAAAGGACUUGGUCGAGGUGGUUGAGAAAGAGAAGGAGAGCGAAGAAGGAGAACAUGAUCCAGAUGAUAUGGUGCAAGUCAGAUUAGAAUCUGGACAAGUGGUGACAGUGAGAGCAGGUGACCUUGAACCUCGCGAACCAGAAAGUGAGAAUGAGGAAACGGUGCCUAUGGAGACAGAGCCAGAAAGGGUACCAGAUCGAACAGGGGAAGCGCGUGGCAGCAGAGACCUGGAGUUUGAGGAUUUGACUAUGUCAACACCAACAACAAGGUGGCUCACAGAUGCAGAACUGCAUGAAGUGAGUGAGUAUGACAAGCCAGCCUUCAGGUCUUGCCUGAGAGCCAAGCAGUAUUCCCUACAGUUCGAGAAGCGAUGGUUCGAGCUCAACCAAAGGAACGAACAUGAAUCCAAAAUGGAAAUGUACUCACGAAUGGGAAGGCAUAUGGAGUUCAUGGACAGCGCUGGACAUGUGCAGCUGAACGACCUUUGGAGCGCCAAAUUGCUGGGCCGAGGCGCUGCUGCCACCUGGCAUUGGACAGAAGUGUCUCCGCAUCUGGAUGGCCGGCGUGAUCCGAUGGAUGGUCAACUCUUGCUCUCCAAGUGGCCAGGACGCUCGCGCUUGGCCACUGCUGUGGCCUUAGCACCCAAAAGUAGCAAUGCACGUGCCAUCUACGUCACAGGCGGCCAGGGUGCCUAUUGCUUUGAAGACUUUUGGGCUUCAGAAGACGGUGGACAGACUUGGUAUUGCAUGUGCCGCAAGGUUCCUUGGGGCGGACGACUGGACCCAGGCUUGUGCGUGGUUCCCACCAAAUAUGAGCAGCUGGUGCUGCUUGGAGGCAUUGUGCCCGGCAUCCACCUCCGUGUGGAAUGCGACGUGUGGAUCUCCAGCGAUGCUGGAAGCACGUGGCAACCGCUCCGAGCGCCAGAUUGGGAGCCCCGGUGCUGUCCAUUGCUCUUUUUCAUGCCGCCCCAAGACGGGCAGAGGCAAUUGCUGGUCUUGGGCGGCGCACGCCUCGCGGAGGCCUCGGCGGGAGACCGCGCCCAUGCGAUCGGGCCGCGGUGCUUGGAUGAUGCCUGGAGCCUCCAGGUGGAUUUCGACGAAGGCACUGGAACCUUUGAGCCGCUCCACAGCGACGUCGACCGGGAGGUCGAGGUCUCCAGCGACUCGACGCAUUCCGCGGUGAAGUGA
Messenger RNA from Durusdinium trenchii, 1476 nucleotides. Lineage: Eukaryota; Dinophyceae; Suessiales; Symbiodiniaceae. The record is from the annotation of a GenBank genome assembly.